CUUGCCUAGAUUAAAUCAAGAUGUCUUCAGGAAAGGCUUUCAUUGGAAAACCAGCCCCUGACUUUACUGCCACGGCUGUAAUGCCAGAUGGACAAUUCAAAGACAUCAAACUGUCUGACUAUAAAGGAAAAUAUGUUGUGUUCUUCUUCUAUCCCCUGGACUUCACUUUUGUCUGUCCAACUGAAAUUAUUGCAUACAGUGACAGAGCUGACGAAUUCAAGAAAAUUAACUGUGAAGUAAUUGGAGCUUCUGUUGACUCUCACUUUUGUCACCUUGCCUGGAUCAACACUCCUAAGAAGCAAGGAGGUUUGGGUACUAUGAAAAUCCCAUUGGUUUCUGACACCAACCGUGCCAUUGCCAAGGAAUAUGGAGUACUUAAAGAGGAUCAAGGCAUUGCAUACAG
Pterocles gutturalis (yellow-throated sandgrouse) is the source of this 403-nucleotide messenger RNA. Its product is annotated as peroxiredoxin-1. Gene Ontology annotation, cellular component: cytosol. Gene Ontology annotation, biological process: response to oxidative stress; cell redox homeostasis; hydrogen peroxide catabolic process. Gene Ontology annotation, molecular function: thioredoxin peroxidase activity. The annotation marks the transcript as partial. The record is from RefSeq and is a predicted model, not a curated record. Lineage: Eukaryota; Metazoa; Chordata; Aves; Pterocliformes; Pteroclidae. The transcript is spliced from 3 exons.